This is a messenger RNA of Poeciliopsis prolifica (blackstripe livebearer), 6191 nucleotides long. RefSeq names its product leucine-rich repeat containing G protein-coupled receptor 4 (gene lgr4). Gene Ontology annotation, molecular function: G protein-coupled receptor activity; protein binding. Lineage: Eukaryota; Metazoa; Chordata; Actinopteri; Cyprinodontiformes; Poeciliidae. Gene Ontology annotation, cellular component: membrane. Bases 604 to 3537 code for a protein of 977 amino acids. The transcript is spliced from 18 exons. Gene Ontology annotation, biological process: G protein-coupled receptor signaling pathway. The record is from RefSeq and is a predicted model, not a curated record.
GGGGGAAACGUGAGGAAUGGCUGAAAACUGACGGCGCUCUCCUGCAAGGAAACAAACCAGGACAAAAAAUACCGUCUUGUGCGUUUCCAGCUCGUGUCGGCUCAGGCGUUUAUCGACGCAUUACCACGUAUUGCGCAUAGUUAUGUUCGCUAUUUAAUGGGACAGCGAAAACGCAAAAAAAAAAAAAAAAAAAAAAAAAAAAAAAACCUCCCCCGCCCCCCCCCGCAAGGUAGGCUGCCGCUUCUGUCGCCAACAGAGCUACUUUAUGGACUAAUACGACAUAAACAGGGCUGGGAAAUGUUUCACAGCAAGGUAACGAGCUCGUCCUCGAUGGCCGUGUGAGGCUUUUAAGCUAGCUAUGCGCUCAUGUUCGCGUUUUUGGUCGGACUUGUGAGCAUGCGUUUGUUGUGGGGACGUUGAGAUCGGGUUUUAAAACAGCGACGGUUGGGCUUCAUCCCUCCUUCAUGCCUCAACCGUCCCGACCACAUGAGAAGUCGACGUCCGGGGUAGAAUAAACCGCAAACAAAGGCCCCCUUCUUCUUCCUCACCUCUUCCACCUGAACCGACGGGGAAUCGGGGGGGAAAAAACCCCCAAACAAAAACAUGCGUGUGGAUUUGCUUUGGAUAUGUUUGUGGUGCUUCGUUCGUCCAAGCGCCUCCGGUCAAGGGCAGUCGACGGCCGUGUGUUCGCCCUCAUGCAGCUGCGAUGAAGAUGGGGGAGCGGACUGCUCGGGCAGAGGACUGACCACCGUCCCGACUGAGCUCAGCACGUUCACCUACUACCUUGACCUGAGUAUGAACAACAUCACUGAGCUUCCAGCAAAUGUAUUUAAGAAGUUCCCCUACCUAGAAGAACUACGACUUGCUGGGAAUGACCUGACAUUCAUCCACCCUGACGCCCUGUCUGGUCUGCAUCAGCUCAAAGUCCUGAUGUUGCAAAAUAAUCAACUUAAAUCUGUCCCCAAUGCAGCAUUGAAAAACCUUCACUCUCUCCAGUCUCUCCGCCUGGAUGCCAACCACAUUACAACUGUUCCUGACGACAGCUUCGAAGGUCUCCAACAGUUGCGGCACCUGUGGCUGGACGACAAUCACCUGACAGAAGUCCCUGUCAGUUCCUUGAGACACCAGUCAAAUCUUCAAGCUCUGACUCUGGCUCUCAAUCGGAUCUUGUAUAUACCAGACAACGCCUUCGGAAACCUGACUAGUCUAGUUGUGCUGCAUCUUCAUAACAACCGAAUUACCGAGAUAGGAGCCAACUGUUUUGUUGGAUUGGUGAACCUGGAGACGCUAGAUCUUAAUUUUAACAACUUGAAGGAGUUUCCAAAAGCAAUAGAGACCUUGCCCAAACUGAAAGAACUUGGGUUUCACAGCAAUGAUAUUGCUGCCAUUCCAGAAAGGGCAUUUCAUAACAACCCCAUGCUGCGAACCAUACACUUUUAUGACAACCCUCUGUCAUUUGUGGGAGCUUCGGCUUUCCAAAAUCUCUCUGACCUGCGCUCUCUAAUGUUGCGUGGUGCCAGUUUGAUGAAGGACUUCCCCAUCCUCACCUGGACUAACAAUCUAGAUAGUCUGACCCUCUCAGGUACCAAGAUAUCAUCCAUACCUGCUGAUCUGUGUGAAGAUCUCAAAUUCCUUCAGACACUUGACCUCUCCUACAAUGAGGUGAAGCAGUUACCAUCCUUCCAGAGUUGCAGCCGGCUGCAGGAGAUAAGCUUCCAGCACAAUCACAUUCAACAAAUUGACAGAGAUACUUUUCAAGGUCUCUCAGCGCUCCGUUUGCUAGACCUGAGUAGAAACGAAAUUCGAGUUAUCCACAAAGAUGCUUUCCUCAGUCUUACUGGACUCACCAAUUUAGAUCUGAGUAUGAACUCCCUGUCUGUAAUUCCGACAACUGGUCUGAGCGGCGUCAUUCAGCUGAAACUUUCAGGAAACCCAAAGAUGAAAAAUGUCCUUCCUGCAAAAAGCCUGCCAAAACUCAGGUCCAUCUCUGUCUCUUACGCCUACCAAUGCUGCGCGUUUAUUGGAUGCGACUCGGUGACGAGGUCUUCUGAGCAAACGGACAUGAAGAAAUCCACAGGUAUAGAAGAUGGUGAGCAGGUCUCAAUGUUAAUGCACUGUUCACCUUCACCAGGAGCCUUCAAGCCUUGUGAGCACCUCUUAGGGAACUGGAUGAUUCGUCUGACAGUGUGGUUCAUCUGCCUGGUGUCGCUGGUCUUCAACAGCCUGGUGCUGGUGACCACCUUCUCGCCUGCUCACCAAGCCGCUGGUUAUUCCCACUACCUGACUCCAUCUUUGUCACCAGCCAGGCUGCUAAUGGGUUUGCUGGCCCUGGCCAAUCUGCUCACUGGCCUGUAUGUCGGCAUUCUGACCGUGCUCGAUGCGGCAACGUGGGGAUCCUUCGCCGAGUUCGGCGCGUGGUGGGAGAUGGGUCCCGGCUGUCAGAUCACCGGAGCUCUUGCUGUGUUCUCUUCGGAGUGGUCGGUGCUGCUGCUGGCGCUGGCCGCCGUGGAGCGCAGCAUGGCGGUUCGGAUGAUCCUAGGAAAAGUGCUGAUGUCGCCCAGGAGGAAUGGCAGCAGCCAUCGCAGGUGUUUUAGAGGCUACCAAUGCUUUGGCCUGGCUGCGGGGCUGCUGGGGCUGCUGGCGGCGGCCGGAGCAUGUCUGCCUCUUCUGACCUUCAGUGACCAGUCAUCUUCUCCUCUCUGCCUGCCGUUCGCUGGUGGUGAGAGUCCGGCUCUCAGUGUCACCGUCACUCUGGUCCUGCUCAACGCCCUGGCUUAUCUCUUCACGGCUGCAGUUUACACCCAGCUCUACUGCCACCUCGGCAGGGUGGAGCUGGCGGACCCAGAGCAGACCGGCGCCCUCCGUCAUGUCGCCUGGCUCAUCUUCACCAACUGCAUUUUCUUCUGUCCCGUCGCAGCUUUUUCCUUCGCCCCUCUCCUGACCGGCUCUACAGCUGGUGGCCCGGAAAUUGCCAAGUCCGUCACCCUCAUUUUCUUCCCCCUCCCCGCGUGCCUGAACCCGGUGUUGUAUGUGUUUUUCAGCCCAGCUUUCAGAGAGGACUGGUUAAGGCUGCGCGGUCACAUGGGUUUGACACAAGAGGCGAAGGCCGGCACUGAAAGUGGCUGCGACGAUGGCGGUGGAGGGUCUGAGCUCACAGACGAGGGAUCCUUCUCCCACCUGGGCUUUGACUGUGGUGUGUACUCUCAGCUUUGUGGAGAGACUGUGUGCGAACAGUGCGAGGCAGUCCUGCGUGCCCGGACCUGCUCUUCCCCCUCAGCCUCCUCGGUCUGCAGACAUUUUGUGAAGUCUCACAGCUGUCCCACCCUUCUGGCUGGAGCCGCGAUAUGCCAGCGCUCCGAGGGGUUCUGGGCAGACAGCGGCACGCCUUCCGCUCAGUCCGAAUACGCUGACGAGGGGGACUCUUUUGUUUCAGACAGUUCAGACCAGGUUCAAGCCUGCGGCAGAGCCUGCUUCUGCCAAAGCAGAGGACUUCCUCUUGUACACUACUCAUACAACAUACCUCGAGUCAAAGACUAAGGAUGCCUCAGUGCUCCAGUACGUCAGUGUGCACAGAUAUGUCCGUCAUGUGAAUUUAGAUUCGUCAUGAUUAUGUAAUUUUAUAUAUAAAUAUAUAUGUCAGAUACAUAUAUAUGUCAGAACAGAAAAUGUGCCAACUACCUUUGCAAUUCAUCAAGCACUUAUGUUUCUAAUUACUGUUAGCAAAGAUGCAACCAAUCAUUGAAAGGGAAUUUCCAGCUGAGAGAUCAUUUCUAGAUUAAAUGAACUGAGUACUUCGUGUUACAAACUGCUCAACUAAACAAAAUCUGACCACCGGUGCCUGCCUGCCUCUUGCGAUCAACUGACAUGACGAUGACAACGACGCAAGCUAAAGGGGGUCAAAGAUGUAAUGAUUUUUUUUUUUUAUGUGUUCUGUACUGAUAAGCUUUGUUAAUGUAUCGUGCAUCAAAUUUUAACAUGUUUCCACAGCAAGUUUAUUUUUUUUAAUUUGAUGAUUUUAUAUAUAAAUGUAGCAAAUGUAAUAAUCAUUGUUAGAUUUUUUUAAGGGUUUUCUUGUGUGUAUGUGUGAAUGUUUAAGGUGAUCCAGGGUUCCGACACGUUUUCCAGGUCAAGAUGAGAUUGGAGAAAUAAAAUAAGAAAAGUAAUUGUGUUUUCAGACUUCUCUUUCCCAUUUUCUAAACAUUGCGCUCUUUCUUAUAUCCUUCCCACUUUGUGUCCAUCUUUUCUUCCUUGUGUCAUUUCCUUCCCUAUACACUUAUGUCCUUCAGUCUCUGUCUUUACUUUUUAUUUCCUGUCUGUCCUCCUUAUUUUCUUGUUUUCUUCUUCCUCAUAUUGUCUUUUACCCCCCUUCUUUUCUUCCUUAUGUCCUUCCUUUAUUGUCACCUUAUGACCUUCUCCUUUCCUCCUUUGUCUCUUUUUUCCUCCGUUUCCCUUUUUUUUCAGUGAACUUCAAUAUUACAUAUGAAAGAACGCUGGAAAGUCGAGUCAUGAAAAGUAUGAAACUCUAAAACGGUGGGUGUGUUGGAACCCUGGUGACGUUCACCUUGUGAGGGUUGAAUGAUUUAGCAUCGAUAACUACUAGCCAAUGAGCACGUGAUUGUCACACACCGGCGCAGGAAUGGUGGAGGUCAGUCUGUAAGAAAAAAAAAAAAAGUAUUUUGCUUUAACCUCCUCAUACUAAGAAUGUGAUAAAAGUAGCAGAUAUCACUGUUUCAACAACUGUGUGUGAUCGCUUUGACACGUGUUAUUUAUUGUUUAAGCAGACAGUAGUGUUUGGGUAGAGGCGGAUUUGUGGCAGCCUCUUUAUAAUCCAAGUAUUCACCAAAACAGCGCCUCUCUUUUUAUUCCUUUCUUUCAUUAGGUCAAAUUAGGAAAAUCUCACCUUCUUUAAGCCUUUGAACUUUUUCCCCUGGUUUUGUCAUCCUUUCUUUUUUUUGUUUUGUGUUUCCAGACGAUGUAAUGAAUAGUGUUGCUUUGACUGUAUCUUCUAUCUAUUUUGAACCUCGUUAAAUAAUCCUUGCCAGUUGUGGUACAAUUCAGUUUAAUUAAGUCUCCAUUCAACUUAAACUCACGAAUGAGUUUAACUUUCUGUGCUGGUUAACGACUGGCAACUAGCUAAUUCAACGAGAAGGUAUGGAAAACUACUCCACAUAAAACAGAAUGAACCUACAUAUAUCCACAUUUUUUGUGGCUUGAAAUGUAUACAUUAUGGUAAAAAAAUGGUAAAAUAUGGUAUGAGAUGACAUAUUUAUUCUCCUGUCAAGUUCCAUUAUCGGUGAUUUCUUACUGUAUCCUUAAUUAGUUUUUUAUGUAUGUGACAAAAAGAGCAUUAUUGUAUUACAAAGUGAAUAAAUGUAGAUGUCUUUUCAUCCUGACCUGGUUGAGCCCGGGCGUGACAGAGUCUGACGGAUGUUUAGUGUGCUCAAGCAUGACUGCACGCAUUGAGGUGGUUACACCCUCGGAGCAUGUAUCCACAAGCGCACGCCAUGUGAGUGCUCAGGAAUUCAGGCAAUGUAGGGAACUGCUCUCCUCCAGCACCGAGACGUUCUCAUGUCUUCUUUCGGCUCCAGUCUGUGUUGAAUUUGAUUAUUAAAGUCACAUCAAGACACGACGCAUCGAUUCUCGCAUCAACCAAAAUGUCUGGUUUGGUUUUGCCAUCUGAUCUCCUGUCUACUGAAAAUGUACGAAUUUUUCAGUGGUUUAUUUUAUAUAUAUAUAUAUUUUUAAUGUAAAUUAUUUGAAAAGGAAACUCAAGAAUGGGAUGCUUGCUAAGGAAGCUACCUCUUCGGUUGUUGAGGCUGCCAGCAGUGCUUUGUAAAAGAGAGUCUGUUUUUAUUUUUCACUGUUUGCAUCCUCAGCUUUAUGAUGUUAACCUUGGCUGUGCAUCAUUUUAGUAAUGUACAAGUUGUGGGAGGAAUCUAUGUACUGUAUACUGUGAUUUAUUUUUAUUUUUUCCUGUUUCUUAACCAAAUCCUAAAUGACUUCUUUUUUUUUCUCUCAUAAAUACAAAAUUACAAAAUACAUAUUAGCUGAAAUAUUUUACAUUAUUUCUGUUUAAUUUGAAUCUUACUUGCAGUUUUGUGUCAAAUCUCCCUGUGUCUUUUUUCUUUUCAAAUAGGUAAAUGAAUUCUUUAAAUUGUGAAUGAAUAAAAUUGGAAAAAACAAAACAUGAA